Messenger RNA from Vanrija pseudolonga, 441 nucleotides. RefSeq lists its product as uncharacterized. The transcript has 2 exons. The record is from RefSeq and is a predicted model, not a curated record. NCBI's taxonomy places the organism in Eukaryota, Fungi, Basidiomycota, Tremellomycetes, Trichosporonales, Trichosporonaceae. Bases 1 to 441 code for a protein of 146 amino acids.
AUGUCCAAGUCGUGGUUUGGGCGCUUAGCCGCCAAGGUCUCGGGGGACAAGGACGCGUCGCCGUCUCCAGCGCGCCAGUCAGCCCCUGGCUCGCAGCGCACCUCGGCGCCGGCGUCCUCUGGCCCGAGCCGCGCAGCGUCGGCCACCCCCUCUCAACAGCAGCGGCGCGCCGAGCCGCAGGAAGAGCUGUGGGAAGAGCCGCCGUUCGAAGCCUUUGUCGCGCAGCCGCAGCCCCCGCCCGCCGCGACCGCAGCCCCCGCCACUGCCGACGGCGAGACGGCGCGCUCGCCGUUCCACGCGUCCGCCGUCGCGGCCGCCAGCGCGGGCCUGACGUCGCCCGAGCGCGUGAUCGACGAAACGACAGACCUGAGCACGCUCACCGACCAGGAGAUCACGCGCCUCAUGGAGGGCAUGGACGGCGACGUGAUGAACAAGCAGUAG